This is a messenger RNA of Microsporum canis CBS 113480, 5322 nucleotides long. Its product is annotated as 6-methylsalicylic acid synthase. Lineage: Eukaryota; Fungi; Ascomycota; Eurotiomycetes; Onygenales; Arthrodermataceae. The record is from RefSeq and is a predicted model, not a curated record. The coding region runs from base 1 to 5322 and encodes 1773 amino acids. The transcript has 2 exons. Gene Ontology annotation, biological process: fatty acid biosynthetic process; secondary metabolite biosynthetic process. Gene Ontology annotation, molecular function: phosphopantetheine binding; fatty acid synthase activity.
AUGUCCUCCAUUAUUACUACUACACCAUGCUCGAGUUCAAAGGCGGACCCCGAUUCUCCGGUGACUGAGUAUAGUACUCAGGAUCAGUGCAAAGAUGUAGCUGUUAUUGGUAUGGCAUGUCGCGUGCCUGGUGAUAUACAGAACCCUGAACAGCUAUGGGAGGCACUUCUGAACCAAGUGGUCGCAAGUGGAGAUAUUCCACCCCAUCGCUGGGGGACAUAUCAUAAGAGAGAUACUCGAAACUCAAGGAUAUUAAGUCACACAACGAGUCGGGGGUAUUUCGUUGAGAAUAUCGAAGACUUUGACUAUCAGUUUUUUGGAGUUUCACCGAAGGAAGUCGAACAGAUGGAUCCACAGCAGCGAAUAUCACUUGAGGUUGCCUGGGAAGCACUAGAAAACGCUGGUAUUCCAACCAAAUCUCUUAGUGGCAGUAACACCGCCGUUUUCUGGGGUGUGAACUCGAAUGACUACUCAAGGCUGGUGUUAGAAGACUUGCCUAGCAUUGAUGCUUGGAUGGGAAUUGGAACGGCAUACUGCGGGGUCCCAAACCGAAUAUCCUAUCACCUAAACCUGACAGGUGCUAGCGUAGCUGUGGAUGCUGCAUGUGCCUCAUCACUUGUUGCUGUACAUCAAGGGGCAACGGCCAUUGCAGCAGGAGAAUCAACUAUAGCGAUUGUUGGAGGUGUUAAUGCCCUUUGCGGACCAGGACUUACAAGGGUUUUGGACAAGGCUGGCGCCAUCUCUGCUGAUGGAGAGUGCCGUUCCUUCGAUGAUAACGCCAACGGAUAUGGCCGUGCAGAGGGCGCAGGUGCUGUCAUUCUUAAAAACUUGUCACAAGCACGCCUUGACGGAGAUCACAUACUUGCAGUUAUUAAGGGCACUGCAGUAGGCCAUAAUGGGAAAACAAAUGGGAUAAUGGCCCCAGAUUCUAAGGCACAACAGCUCGUGGCAAUGAACGCACUACAGGCUGCAGAUAUUGAUCCUCAUACAGUUCGUUACAUUGAGGCCCAUGCUACAUCUACAUCCCUCGGAGACCCAACAGAAAUUUCUGCCCUUGCUGAAGUGUAUGGAAAAGGGCGAUCAAGAAAUGAUCCGUGUUAUAUUGGCUCUAUCAAACCAAAUAUAGGGCACCUGGAAGCGGGGGCUGGAGUAAUGGGCCUCAUUAAAGCCAUUUUGAUUAUUCAGAAAGGAGUUUUGCCACCCCAGGCUAAUCUGAAAACACCAAACAAGAAAAUAAAAUGGGACGACUCUGGCCUCAAAGUCGUCCAGGAACUAACAGGGUGGCCAGAAGAAACGGGACUGCGCCGCGCUGCAGUGUGUUCUUACGGUUAUGGUGGGACAGUGUCUCAUGCCAUCGUUGAAGAAUUCCCGGAUAUUUCACCUGUCCUUUACAAGGAGAUCAUCGAUAGGAGCAACCUUAGCGAGCACUUAUUGUUACUUUCAGCCCCCCAAGAACAACGUUUGGUUACUCUUGCUGAAUCAUUAAAGACUUGGAUCAGUCAACAGAAUAAGUCGCAGCUUGACUUGGCUAUACUUUGCAAAACCUUGGCGACACGGCGUAGCCAUUAUGACUUUAGAGCGUCGGCGAUUAUCAAUGACAUUGAAGGAGCUAUGCAUGCUUUGGACUGUUUGUGCAAAGGAGCAAAUGAUCAGUGGCUUACCCGAAGUCGUGUCCUUCCUUUUGAUUUGAGGAAAGAUGUAGUCUGGGUAUUCUCUGGUCACGGUGCACAAUGGGCGAACAUGGGAAAGGAAUUGAUAAACAACACCAUAUUUUAUGAAACAAUCCAGCCUCUUGACAGAAUCGUCAAAGAUGAGGCGGGCAUGUCGCCCAUAACAUGGCUCCGGAGUGGCGACUUCAAUUCAUCCGACUGCAUCCAAAUUUUAACAUACCUUGUCCAAGUCGGAAUUAGUGCCUUAUUAAAAAGCCGUGGUCUUCAUCCCCAGGCAAUUAUUGGUCACUCAGUUGGGGAGAUUGCUGCUUCUGUUGUUGCAGGUACCCUUUCGCCUGAAGAAGGGACUGUUAUUGUGACCCGAAGGGCAAUUUUAUACAGGCAGGUCAUGGGCAAAGGAGCAAUGUGUCUAAUCACUCGUCCCUAUGGGGAAGUUAAGCAAGACCUCGCAAAAAGGGAUGAGGUGGUAGCAGCUAUCGACUCUUCCCCGUCAUCCUGUGUCAUUGCUGGCACAGUGGAUGCCGUUGCUACUGUAUCUCAAAGAUAUCAGAAACAGGGGAUCAAAACAUAUACUGUGAAGACCGAUAUUGCUUUCCACAGCCCAAUGUUAGACUCAUUGAGGGAACCUCUUUCAGUUGCGUUGCAAGGCGUCCUGCAUCCUGUAUCCCCACAAGUCAAAUUAUACUCAACUUCCUUAUUGAAUCCACGCGGUUCCGAUCCCAGGGACUCUACUUAUUGGCUUAACAACAUGACCAACCCAGUACGGCUUACCUCUGCAGUCCUUGCUGCCAUCGAUGAUGGUUAUCGCAGAUUUUUGGAAAUAUCUAGCCAUCCCCUAGUCUCCCAUUCGAUUAAUGAGACAUUGAUGGACGCUGGAGUCGAGGACUAUUCGGUAGUUCACACACUUCGAAGAGACCAGCCUGCUGAGAAGAGUAUUGCUCAUGCGAUAGGCCAGCUCCAUUGCAGUGGAGUAGAGAUAAACUGGAAGGCACAAAUGCAGGGUGCUUGGAUGCAAGGUAUACCCCUUAGUCCAUGGGUACAUCGCCCUUUUUUGCACCACGAGCGCCCAAAUAGCACAGGAAGCACAGGAUCCGAUAUGCAUGAUAUUGAAACUCAUACUCUUCUGGGCAGAUGUACUGCUGUAGCUGGUACCGACCUAGUGGUGUACUCGACCACAUUAGAUGUCAGCACAAAGCCCUUUCCAGGGAGCCAUCCGGUAUUUGGAACGGAAAUUGUUCCUGCCGCAUGUUUAAUUAAUACUUUUUUGAAAGCAACUGGCAGCUCUUCGUUGCAGAACACAAUUCUUCGAGCCCCUGUCGCAACUAGUGGAUUACGAGCGGUUCAGAUAGUUGUACGGGAUGGCGAAGUCAAACUCAUGUCUCGAUUAAUACAGAACGAGGCUGCGGAAGAAGGCUCUUGGGUCACUCACACGGAAGCGCGUGUAAUCACAGGCGCCACACCUACCGCAGAAACGAUCGAUGUAUCCACAGUAACUGGUCGUAUUGGAACACGAUUGAAGGAUGAUUUUACCAUCGACUACCUGGCAAAAGUUGGCGUUGCUGCUAUGGGGUUCCCUUGGAAGGUAACAGAGCAUUAUGGGAAUUCCGACGAAAUGUUGGCACGAGUUGAUGUUGCUCCCGGCGCAAAGAAUCUCGAUUGGGACCAGUCAUCCUGGGCGCCUAUCUUAGAUGCGGCUACUUCCAUUGGAUCUACCAUAUUUUUCUCCGAGCCUCGACUGCGCAUGCCGGCUCAGAUUCACCAGAUAGACAUCCUCACUACUCAGGAUCCACCGAAGAUGGGUUGGUUAUACGUUCAGAGAGACCAUAGCACUGACUUCUCCUGUCAUGUUCACGUAUUAAGUGAGACUUCGCAAUUGCUUGCCAGAUUUACUUCCAUGCGGUUUUCCGAAAUUGAGGGAACGCCAGGUGCAAGUGGGAGCAUGUCAAGCCUAGUCCAUAGAGUUUCCUGGCCACCAGCUUUCCCUGCAGAGGAACCUAUCUCCAUAGAAAAGGUCAUUUUGAUCACUACGAGUACUGUAACUGGGAAGUUGUACGCAAAAUCUAUACCCGCUCACAUCCAGUUAGCCCAACUUACAAAACCAGGAGAUUUAAGUACUAUGUUACCUUGUCUUCAACAGAACAAAGGGAAUGUGAUAGUUUACGUCCCGGGGGAAGUCCAGUCAAUGCAAGAUGUACCCACAUCCGCCGAAAACUUCACAUGGCAAUUGCUGGAAGUGAUAAAAUUUGUCGUCCGGGAGUCUUUACCGACCAAAGUAUUCGUGCUCACAACAAAUAUUAUGCAAGGAGAGACUCCAACAGCACUUGCACACUCAACCUUAUUGGGGCUCAGUAGGAUUAUCGCUAGUGAACAUCCUGACAAUUUUGGGGGCCUUAUUGACGGUGAGCAGCAAGCUGUGCCUCUCACUGCCAUGAAGUACAUACAGGGAGCCGAUGUUAUUCGUAUUGCGGACGGAAUUCCCCGUACAGCGAGACUCCGCGCUCUCCCUCGAGAUCGCCGUAGCCAGGAGCCUUCCAAAUGUCUUCCGCGUCCUGAGGGAACAUAUCUGAUUGCUGGUGGUCUCGGCGUCUUGGGUCUUGCCGUAGCUGAAUUCCUAGUCAGUCACGGCGCACGACGGUUAGUUCUCAUAUCUCGGCGUGGCCUACCAGCACGACGAACCUGGAACACGGCAAGUAAGGAACUACAGCCAAUUAUAUCGAUUAUACAGAACCUUGAGCAACAAGGCGUCUGUAUCCAUAUUUUAGCUUUGGACCUCUCUACUUCUCAAGCUGCAGGGCGUUUGCUGGAGAAAUUGGACCAGUUAAGCCUUCCUCCAGUACUGGGUGUUGUCCACGCAGCUGGGGUUCUGGAGAACCAGCUUAUCCAGGAAACCACACAAGAUGCUUUUGCUCGCGUCCUCUCGCCCAAGGUUGCUGGAUCAUUGGCUUUACACGAGGCCUUUCCACCUAAUACCCUUGAUUUCUUCGUGCUUUUCUCCUCGUGCGGCCAACUAUUCGGGUUCCCUGGUCAAGGUGCAUAUGGUAGCGCCAACAGCUUUCUUGACGCACUAGCUACACAUCGCCGUAACCAGGGUGAAAAUGCAAUUUCCUUCCAAUGGACUGCAUGGCGUGGCAUGGGUAUGGGCAGUGAUAGCGACUUCGUUGCCGCAGAGCUGGAGAGCAAGGGCAUCACCGAUGUGACCUGCCAUGAUGCCUUCCAGGCUUGGUUAUAUCUCACACAGUUUGAUACCGAUCAUGGAGUCGUCUUGCGUAGCCGCUCCUUUGAGGACGGAGAACCACUUCCCACGUCAAUUCUGAACGACAUCGCCAUUCGUAGGGCUCGACCUAUGGCUACGGAUGGGGCUUCUCCAGUGUCAAGUACCGGCAGCAGCAAGCUUCCGUCUUCAGGGCCAGAGUUAAAAACAUACCUCGAUGAACAGAUCCGUGAAUGCGUUGCCAGUGUCCUCCAUCUUUCUUCAAAAGAUAUAGACUCAAGGGUAGCAUUAGGGGAUCUAGGGUUAGACUCCGUUAUGAACACUGCCCUGCGCCGGCAGCUCCAACGCACACUCAAAGUGAACGUCCCACCCACUUUAGUCUGGAGUUAUCCAACCAUCAAACACCUGGUUGGAUGGUUUUUCGAGAAGCUCUCUCAAUAG